This is a messenger RNA of Camellia sinensis, 876 nucleotides long. Lineage: Eukaryota; Viridiplantae; Streptophyta; Magnoliopsida; Ericales; Theaceae. The record is from RefSeq and is a predicted model, not a curated record.
AUGUUGAAUGGGCAAUCAAAAGAAGAGAUUUUGAAGAAUCGAAUACGGGUAAAGGCAACAACUGAAACCAUUCAAGUACUUGCUCUUCAAGGACUUGGUUUUAGAGGUCAUGACGAAAGCUCGAUUUCAUUCCAAGGUAAUCUAAUUGAAUUAUUAAAGUUCAAGGCGAGAGGAAAUGAUGCACUUGAGAGCAUUAUAUUAAAGAAUGCUCCACAAAAUGCAAAAUACACUUCUCUGAAGAUCCAAAAGGAGAUUUUGCAUAUACUUGCUAACAGAGUCAAGAAUGUGAUUUUGAUGAAGUUCCAGGAGUGCCUUGGUGAGUUAAAAUCUUUUCAUAAGAGUGAGGUUGAAAAUAUGUUGGCUGGUGGUGAGCGUCAAUCUUCUAAAGGGGCCAAUCAAAUUGGUACCUUGCAUCGAGCUGGAGCUAUUCGUUGGAGCUCGCAUUAUGACUCUGUUAACAACUUGAUUGAUAUGUAUGAGGCAUCUUGUAAAACUCAAGAUAUCUUAAAUGUGAUGAAAUUAGUCUCCACAACAAAAACUCUCCUUCAAAAACUUAGACAAGAUGAUUGGGAUAUUUUUCUUGCAAAUGUGGUGUCAUUUUGCAAUCGACAUAACGUUGCGGUGCAUGAUAUGAGUUCUCCUUAUGAAGAGGGUACAAGUCGUUGUCGUCAACAAAAUCAUAUUACAAUUGAGCAUCAUUAUCACUUUGACAUAUUCAACUCUACAAUUGAUUUUCAAUUAAUGGAGUUAGAACAUCGAUUUAAUGAUGGGAUAGUGGAACUUCUUUCUCUUAGCUCGGCUUUGGAUCCUAGUGGCAAUUUUAGGUCUUUUAAUGUGGAAAAUAUUUGCAAUCUUACCGAGAAAUUUUAUCCCUAA